Molecule: messenger RNA, 1765 nt
Organism: Ruditapes philippinarum (Manila clam)
Lineage: Eukaryota; Metazoa; Mollusca; Bivalvia; Venerida; Veneridae
Exons: 8
Coding region: 125-1765 (546 amino acids)
Source: RefSeq, a predicted model, not a curated record
AACAACAACAAAAACGAUUCAACAAUGUUUGUUUAUAUUAAAAGGUAUAAACAUAUUGGUAUAUGUUACCCUCACUGUAAUUUAAGCGUGUGCAAUUGCCAAUGUCUUCAUUUGUUUUCUGACAAUGAAGAAUCUUUUAAACGGAAAUACGAUAUAUGUUAUUUUCCUUACUGUCAUAGUGAUGAAACCAACAUAUUUAAUGAAAUUUGGGACCUUAAAGUUCGAACCAGAAACGGUAAUGGAAUGCCAGACAGCACGUCUAAUUUACACACCAAACCAGGAUAGCAAAGAACGCAAAUGGGUCAGAGAAAAUUCGGAUACAGCAACAGCAGAAAUAAUUUAUAAUCACAAGAGAAUACAAGAAUAUGAUGGAAGUAAAUACUUUGAAUCAAAACAGGGGGACAAGUUCAUCUUAUUUAUAUCAGAGAUUAAUUCAACAGACAGUGGGGGAUAUUUGGUAUAUAAUGGUUCAAGUUACACCGGUCGUUCACGUCUAACCGUAAUUGAAAACUCUUCAGAAGGAGGUUGCAUUGAUAAAUGUGGCGAACUUUGGGUCACAAAAUCAAACAUCACAGACGGAGACCCAGUUGCAUUUCAAUUCUUUGUUGUUUCUGGCAAAAACGUGACCUGGGAAAAGAAAUUAGUUUCGGCCUUUAAUCAACUGGUAGAUGGGAAGUAUGAGAUAGCAGAGACGGAAGAGAAACGGAUUCAUACCCUCGAUAUUUCAAAGACAGAAUUAAGCGAUAGAGGCGAAUACAGAGUAAAUUGCGGUAACACAGUGUCGAAUUCAGUAUAUUUGAAUAUUGUUCUACCAGUACCAGUAUUUUCCAACGUUGAAAGCAAAUCUUAUUGCAAACCUGAAGGAUGUAUAUUGGCCUCUCUAUAUGAAGCCGUGAUAGUUGAAUGUUCCGUUAAAGGUGGUCGAUCACCAGAAGAAGUUAUCAUGUCAAAGAAUGACCUGAUGCUUACGAAUGCAAUACACACUCAUAAAGACAAAUUUAAUAUGACCUAUACUUAUGUAAAAUACAGUUUUGUGCCAACUAGAUCAGAUAUUGACACAACAUUUAAAUGUAUGGUGAAAAAUCAAGGUCACUCAGAAUUUUCGUCGGCAUCUGUAAUGGCGUAUGUUUCAGUUACCCCAGAAAAGAUUGAAAUCAGUUUCAACGAGAUAAUAGAAGGAACGCAAUGUGAAGUUCAAUGUAUUGCAAUUAACGGCAGACCACCACUGAACUCGAAUGUUUAUAUAGAUGGUCAAAAAGAAACUGACACGAUGAAGAAAAAUGAAACAGGGGCUAGAAACAUGUUUACUAUAACCACGUCGAUAACGAAAAAUUUUACCCGGCUUCAUAAUCAGGUUAAGGUAAUGUGCUGCAGUACUGUUGGUAAUGGAAUAUGUGGAGAGAAGAAAGUCAAUGUAUUGUUUCCACCAAAAGACAUACAUGUUGAAGAAAUGUUAAGACAAAAUCAAGACAAUGGUAACACAAGAAUUGAAUUAAAAUAUACUGUAGCGGAAUCAAAUCCAAAGAGUUCUAUUGCUUUGAGUGGAGUUGAAAAUGUUGCACGAACGUUGGUUGAUAAAACAUACGAGCGAAAAAGUGGAACACAUGGAUGGGCACUUACAGUGAUUUGGACUUUCAAUUUUACAAGAUUUGAUGAUAAGCGAGAGAUAAAAUGUCAAGUAAGAACUGACGGGUUUCCAGAACUAAAUUUAGAACACAUAUACAAGCUAAAUAUUACAUGUGUUUAUGACCUCAAACCGAAAUGA